Molecule: messenger RNA, 4426 nt
Organism: Pollicipes pollicipes
Lineage: Eukaryota; Metazoa; Arthropoda; Thecostraca; Pollicipedomorpha; Pollicipedidae
Product: glutamyl aminopeptidase
Exons: 19
Coding region: 154-2403 (749 amino acids)
Biological process (GO): proteolysis; peptide catabolic process
Cellular component (GO): membrane; cytoplasm
Molecular function (GO): zinc ion binding; peptide binding; metalloaminopeptidase activity
Source: RefSeq, a predicted model, not a curated record
CCCGCGCCGGGAGCGUGUCUGGUGUGCGUGCGCGAGUGACGUGAUUUGAGGCGUGCUGUGAUCCGGUGCUGGGCCGCCCCUUCGCCCUGAGGAGCAGCAGCUGGAAGCAAGGAUUGCUAUCAGCAGACCUCUCUGCGCCGCCUGUCGUUCGUGAUGGCGCGUGAGACGUUCGUCCGGUACCGCACGCUGCUGCUGCUGGCCGUGGUGGCCGUGCUGAGCUGUGUCGUGGUCGGCCUGCUGGUGGCGCUGCUGGCUCCCAGCCGUCAGUCGGAGCCGCUGACGCAGCAGCAGGCGCAGCCGGAGCCGGAGCCGGAGCCGGAGCCCUACCCGGAGCCGGAACCGACGGCGGGCAAGACCGCCGGAAAGGCGAGCCCGGCCGAGAAGCCGGCGGAAAAGAAGCAGCCGAAGGAACCCUGGGAGCGUGACUACCGGAUCCCGUCCAGCACGUACGCGCUGCACUACGACCUGCACCUGCACCCGGACAUGGAGACCGGCUUGUUCUCCGGCCAGGUGGACAUCCUGAUCAGGGUGACAGAUGAGCGUGACUUCUUAGUCACUCACGCCAAGUUCCUCAACAUCACCAAGACAAAGCUGACCCGGGGAGACGGCACAGAGGUGACCGUGAAGCGGGCCUUCGAGUACGAGCCCAACGAGUUCUGGGUGGUGCAGCUGGAGCAGUCGGUGGUGCCGGCCAACUACACGCUGGAGUUGCAGUUCCGCGGCAACCUCACCCGCUCCAUCGUCGGCAUGUACCGCAGCGUCUACACCAACGAGCAGACCGGCCAGAAACGAUUUAUCGCCACGUCCAAGUUCCAGCCGACCUUUGCUCGGCGCGCGUUCCCGUGCUUUGAUGAGCCGAGCUUCAAGUCGACCUUCACUACGACCCUGGUGCGGCCCAGCGGCGACGGCUACAUCGCCCUCUCCAAUAUGCCAGUCCAGAGAGAAGAAGAAAACGUGCCGUCGCAGGGCCUGACCAAGGUCCACUUCCAAAAGUCGGUGCCCAUGGUUACCUAUCUGGCGUGUUUCAUCGUCUGCGACUUUCCGUACCAAGAGCGUCAAACGGAGCACGGGGUGGUGUUCCGCGUGUAUGCCGCGCCGGAUCGUGUAGACUCCACCAAGUACGCGGCCGACAUCGGCGCCAACAUCACUGGCUUCUUCGAGGACUACUUCGGCGUGCAGUACCCGCUGCCGAAGCAAGACAUGAUCGCCAUCCCGGACUUCGUGUCGGGCGCUAUGGAACACUGGGGGCUGAUCACGUACAGGGAGACGAACCUUCUGUACAGUCCCAGCACCAGCUCGUCGUAUAACCACCAGCGGAUCGCAGCGGUGGUAUCGCACGAGCUGGCGCACCAGUGGUUCGGCAACCUGGUGACGCUCAACUGGUGGGACGAUCUCUGGCUCAACGAGGGCUUCGCCAGCUACAUCGAGUACAAGGGCAUCGCCCAGUACCACCCCGACUGGGACGUGGAGGCCCAGAUGCUGCCGGACGAUCUGCAGCGGGUGAUGGUGCUGGACGCCUCGCUCAGCUCCCACCCGAUUGUGCAGCCGGUCGACACGCCCGACCAGAUCACCUCCAUCUUCGACGUCAUCUCCUACGCGAAGGGCGCCUCCGUGCUGCGGAUGCUGGAGGGAUUCAUGGGUGACGAGGAGUUCAGGCAGGGAAUCUCCAACUUCCUUAGAAGGUUCUCCUACAAGAACGCCGUUACUCAGGACCUGUGGAACGAGCUGAGCCAGGUGUCAUCCAACCAGCUGCCCAUCACUAAGAUCAUGAACACCUGGACCCGACAAAUGGGAUUCCCCGUGCUGGACCUGAAGAAAAAUAGUGAUGGGUCGGCGUACAUUAUGACGCAGCAGCGCUUCCUGGCCGAUAAAGAUGCCGUGGACAAAACAGAAAGCCCGUACAAUUAUCGAUGGGAGAUUCCAGUCACGUACUUCACGUCGAGCGAGUCGAUGCCCAAACAAGUCUGGUUCCACAUGGAGGACACGAGUAUCGAGGUCCCGGUCGACAACGCCGCCGACUGGGUCAAGGUCAACGCGGAGCAGCGCGGCUACUAUCGGGUCAAUUACGACAGCGACGGCUGGCGGGCGCUGAGUGAAGCCCUGCUGAAGGAGCACAAUGUACUGAAGCCCACCGACCGGUCCUCACUCAUCAACGACGCCUUCGCGCUGGCCGGCGCCGGCUACAUCACCUACGACGUGCCGCUGGAUAUGACGGCAUACCUGAGCCAGGAGCAGCACUACGUGCCGUGGCGGACCGCCGUCGACGAGCUGACCGACCUGAUGUCGGCGCUGCAGUUCACGGAGCUGUACGGCCACUUCAGGAAAUACAUCAUUGAAAUAGUGGAGCCCCACUUCGAGUCGCUCGGCUGGGAGGACAGUGGGAUCGCACCUGGAAAAGCGUAACCGGGUGCAGCUGCUGGCGCUGGCGUGCCGCGCCGGUCACACCGGCUGCCUGCAGGGCGCCGCUGACCGGCUGCGCAGCUGGCUGGCCGAUCCCGACCACUACAUCGCGCCCAACAUUCGCUCACUUGUCUACAAGUACGGCAUGCAACAGAUCAAUUCCGCGAACGCCUGGGAGACCAUGUGGAAGCGCUACAUUAACGAGAACAACGCCCAGGAGAAGAACAAGCUGACCAGCGGGCUGGCAGGCGGUCCGCCAGCCGUGGCUGCUGCACCGGCUGCUCCAGCUGGCCAAAAACGAGAGCUAUGUACGCUCGCAGGACUUCUUCAAGCUUUGCGCCAGGGUCAGCGCCAACCCGGCCGGCAACCCCAUCGUCUGGAACUAUUUGAGGUCUGAGUGGGAGUCUUACCUGGUGCCGCGCUUCACCCUGAACGAGCGCUACCUCGGCUUCCUGGUGCCCAAGAUCACCAAGCACUUCAACACGCCGCACCAGCUGCAGGAGGCGAAGGAUUUCUUCGCUCGAUACCCGGAGGCCGGCGCCGGGGAGCGCGCGCGCAAGGAGGCGCUCGAGACCAUCCAGGCCAACAUCAACUGGCUCAAGAACCACAAGCAAGAGCUGAAGAAGUGGCUCAAGUCCAGGAAGUCGGCUUCGCCUCAGCUGGGCUGAAGUGACCCGGGAUCGUGGCACGGCUGUUCAAGCUGCGGUUAUGGCUUUUGGAUAGACGUGCGGGUGAUGUGUGGAGUGAGUGGAACUGCAGAAGGUUACGGUGUGCGAAUGUGGAGGUCCCAUGUUCGCGUUGAGUGACGUCACGGCAACGUCUAGUGACAUCACACCAGCGUCAAGUGACGUCAUACCUGAACACCUUCAAUUUUAGUAACGUUGGUGUUGAUAACGUUGGCUCCUGGUCUUCAGGGCCCGGCUCAAUGGCGGUGGCCAACUGAUCAAGUAUGCAUUCCGUCCCUGAUCUUCAGCAUGGUGAAAUAUUCCCCUCACUAUUGUCGAGGUACAGAAAGCCAUUCGAGGAUCCUCAGAGUGCAGAAAGUGAUCCCCUGGAAGAAUCAUUGAUUCCCUGAAUUAGCCCUUGAUCCCCUGAUAAUGCGAGAAGAUAGUCCUCACAAACGACCUGGGUGAGGGACACCAUUCCGUCCCUGAUGGUCACAUGCAAGAAACCCGUUCGUCCCUGAUGGUCGCGGUGCGAGAAGCCAGUCCGCUCCUGAUGGUCAGUGUGCGAGAAGCCAGUCCGCUCUUGAUGGUCAGUGUGCGGGAAGCCAGUCCGCUCCUGAUGGUCAGUGUGCGGGAAGCCAGUCCGCUCCUGAUGGUCAGUGUGCGGGAAGCCAGUCCGCUCCUGAUGGUCAGUGUGCGGGAAGCCAGUCCGCUCCUGAUGGUCAGUGUGCGAGAAGCCAGUCCGCUCCUGAUGGUCAGUGUGCGGGAAGAAGUCCAUCUCGGAUGGCCACGGUGCGAUAAACUAGACCACCACCGAUCGUAUUUAUCAGCAGCGUGACCUUUUAAGGGCUGGCGGAAAGCGUUUCAUUGCAAAUCUGCAGCGGGUGAGGGUGUGAGCUGCGAUGUACCACAAAGCCGAAUGGCACCAGCCCGAUUAUGAUCAUGCAGACAUAUCCACGUUUAUCGCGCUACGGCCCGGAAUCUCAGCACAUUUGCAGCAGUGAUCGAGUACUGACAUGGACUGGCCAAGCCGCUCAAAGUGACUGGCGAUGGUCUGCAGUGGUUGUGCAGGUGCAAAGACUGGGUGUCACGUACCUGGCACUCGAGACGCAUCCAUUUGGAAUGGGACUGCACUUUGUGACGUGCCAAGCCUUUCAAGUGCCAUACUGUUUACGCCCUUGCUACGCGGCCAAGCAAGGUCCAGAAUAGCGCUAGUCUGUUGGUUUUAGUUUUCGACACCUGGAACGCCGGCAAAUGCUGUUUGUUUAUCCAACUGUGUGUGAAUCUAGUGAGCUCGUCGGAUCCAGAACUAGUUUGUCUUGUGUGUCGGCAAUUUGGGAAUAUAUGUAAAUGUGUGUCGU